Meriones unguiculatus (Mongolian gerbil) is the source of this 3372-nucleotide messenger RNA. It is a transcript of the gene Pxylp1, whose product is annotated as 2-phosphoxylose phosphatase 1. The record is from RefSeq and is a predicted model, not a curated record. Gene Ontology annotation, cellular component: Golgi apparatus. Lineage: Eukaryota; Metazoa; Chordata; Mammalia; Rodentia; Muridae. Bases 600 to 2042 code for a protein of 480 amino acids. Gene Ontology annotation, molecular function: phosphatase activity. The transcript has 6 exons. Gene Ontology annotation, biological process: dephosphorylation; chondroitin sulfate proteoglycan biosynthetic process; glycosaminoglycan biosynthetic process.
GUGGAGGUGGCGCGGUGGCUAGGAUCUUGACAGUUUGAGUUCACGCGGCACCCGGGAAGCCACGUUCGCGGCUACAUCCGCGGCGUGGGGUCAGGCACGCAGCCCCGGAGCACCCGCUGGUGGGGCCGAGGCGGGUCCAGGGUCGUGUUCCGGGGCCCUGGCAUCCUCCCCGGUCCGGCGUAGGGACAAGCACAGGCCCUGUGCGCUCUGAGUUGCGCGUGCUCCCCACGUCCCGGGCUGCGUGGCCCGAGCCUGUCCGGAGGGCCGUCUGGACACCCCGAGGACGUGUCCGCUUCCCAGGCCCCGGGGCGCGGGUCGCAGUGGCCGGCUCGUCCCGCACGGCAGGCAGCCUGCGGGGCGGAGCUCCGGGGCGCACCGAGCGCGUCGGGCCGGGCAGGGGCUCCGGCGGGCCCGGCAGGGGGCGCUGCGGAAGCCCCGAACCCGGCGUCCUGCGCGCGCCUCCGCCGCUGCACUCCCGCCAGGAGGAGCUGGCUGCGGGUGGAGAGCCCUACGCACAGCAACCGAGGGAGGCCGGGACCUUAGGCGGAAAGGCUUCCGUUUGGAGGUGAAACCAUGAAGAGGACGUAGACCAGAUAAUAAUGCUUUACCGCAACCGCUUCUUGGUGCUGCUGGCCCUGGCUGGGCUGCUGGCUUUCCUGAGCCUCAGCCUGCAGUUCUUCCACCUGAUCCCAGUGUCCUCAACCAAGAAUGGAGGAAGCAGCAAGAGCCGGAAGAGGAUCAUGCCUGACCCAGUGACAGAGCCCCCCACGGUAGACCCGCUUUACGAAGCUCUCCUGUACUGCAACAUUCCGAGUGUGGCCGAGCGCAGCAUGGAAGGUCAUGCCCCGCAUCAUUAUAAGCUGGUCUCCGUUCAUGUGUUCAUUCGCCAUGGGGACAGGUACCCACUGUAUGCCAUUCCCAAAACCAAGCGACCAGAGAUUGACUGCACUCUAGUGGCCGGCAGGAAGCCGUAUCACCCUAAACUGGAAGCUUUCGUUAGUCACAUGUCGAAAGGAUCCGGAGCCUCUUUUGAAAGCCCCUUAAAUUCCCUGCCUCUCUACCCUAACCAUCCUCUGUGUGAGAUGGGAGAGCUCACACAGACAGGGGUCGUGCAGCACCUGCAGAACGGCCAGCUGCUGAGGGACAUCUACCUGAGGAAACACAAACUUCUGCCAAACAACUGGUCCUCGGACCAGCUUUACCUAGAGACCACUGGGAAGAGCCGCACCCUGCAGAGCGGGCUGGCCCUGCUGUACGGCUUCCUCCCGGAUUUUGACUGGAAGAAGAUUCAUUUCAGGCACCAGCCAAGCGCCUUGUUCUGUUCCGGAAGCUGCUACUGCCCGCUGCGAAACCAGUACCUGGAGAAGGAGCAGCGACGGCAGUACCUCCUCCGGCUGAAGAACGGCGACCUGGAGAGGACCUACGGGGAGAUGGCCAAGAUCGUGGACAUCCCCGCCAAGCAGCUCCGGGCCGCCAACCCCAUCGACUCCAUGCUGUGCCACUUCUGCCAUAACGUCAGCUUCCCGUGCGGCCGAAGCGGCUGCCUCGGCAUGGAGCACUUCAGGGUGAUCAAGACGCACCAGAUAGAGGACGAGCGCGAGAGACACGAGAAGCCCCUGUACUUCGGCUACUCGCUCCUCGGGGCCCACCCCAUCCUGAAUCAGACGGUCAACCGGAUGCGGCGCGCUGCCGCGGGCUGGAGGGACGAGCUGUUCACCCUCUACUCCGCUCACGAUGUCACUCUGUCGCCAGUCCUGAGUGCCUUGGGUCUUUUGGAGGCCAGGUUCCCGAGGUUCGCCGCCAGGCUGAUCUUCGAGCUCUGGCAGGACCUUCAGAAGCCCAGGGAGUAUUCCGUCCGGAUUCUUUACAACGGGGCUGACGUCACCUUCCACACCUCUUUCUGCCAUGACUUCCACAAGCGUUCUUUCAAGCCCAUGUGUCCCCUCGAGAACUUGGUCCGCUUUGUCAAAAGGGAUAUGUUUGUAGCCCUGGAUGGUAGCAGUACUAAUUAUUAUGAUGCGUGUCAUGGGGAAGGGGCCUAAAGGGUAUUCAGCACAACAUUGUUUCCUCGCUGGUUCUGUCUGUUGCUAAGAUGUCAAGGGAUGUAGUUAUAAUGGAUGCAAAUUAAGUUCCCCUGGUUCGGGACAAACAGGAAGCCCGUAACAGUAUGUUACUUGGUACAAAAUAGCCGGUUUGCAGAGGAAAGAAGGUACGUUUUCACAGCCAUGUGUAGCCUAGAAUGCCAGCAUCAGAUUCAGUACUCCAACUGGCCAGUCCAAGCUUAUGUAUAUUUUUGGCCUGCCAUGGAACCAGCAAACCUCUGCCAAAAUCUUCCACUUAACCUUAACCUUGUUGAGUGGAAAAUUUCCCGAAGUGAUGAGUGCAAAGUAGGCAUGGCAGCCUAUUCCCGAAGGGACCACAGUGGUCCGUGUCUUAGACUUCCUGGACCUGAAGGGCCACAGAGAGUCUUCUAUCUUCUCGCUUGUGCUCUGGUGACAUGGCAAUGCAUAAAUGGGUGUGAGUUACUGUGUCCCACAGACCGAACGAAACAGCCAGCUCUGGCCCACUGGCUGUGUCUGCCGACUCCUGCUCUUCAAAAGCAGCCUGCUACCGUUGCACUUCCCGCACUUUGAGAGAGGCAGCUGAACGCCGAGUUAUUUGGCAGGUCCUUCAGUAACUUCUGCUAGAAACACAGAAUUGGGUCUAUAUCUGACACAGUGACAAACCCGAGGGGAAAUGAACAUUGGGUCAGAAAGCGCGUAGGAAAUUGAUGACAAUACCUGAUGCUCAUAACGAUUGUGGCACAAAAUAGCUUUAAGUGUGUUUUAGAUGUUUGUCUGCUGUAGUCUAUUGGCUGCCUCUGGUGGAAUUUUUGUAUCCCAUUUAGUAUUUUUAUAGUCUAGGAAAAUAUUUUCUGAGACCAGUUUUAGAUGUGUUCUGAUUCCUAUAGAAAUAUUCGAUUUAGUGCACCUGCUUGAUGUUUGGAAGGAGGCCAAAAGCUGAAUUCAGGCACUUUUAUCCCCCUCCAAAAAUAAAUAACUAAUGACUCAUUCCCUUUGACAAGCUGUAGAAUUGGGACUAUUUUUAAACCAUUUUCAUCAAUUUCAAAUGCCAAAUUUCAAUUGAUUUUUAAAGAGGUUUCUAGAAAAAAACUUUGGUACUCGAUAGUUGAGUAAUCCUUCUAAAGUAUUUUAUAUAUUAGGCAUAAUCACAACUAACCGUGUGGUUCCUGGGUUAAUGGUGCUAGCUUGUUCUGAAGACAUGGCCCACGUACGUCGGACGCUCCAGCACUGAGCAUUCCAGCCUUUUCCUUUUUGUCUGGUGUUGCAUUUGAACACGUUUUGUUUUUAGAAAUAAAAUUUUUGAAGAGUU